This is a messenger RNA of Mizuhopecten yessoensis (Yesso scallop), 5712 nucleotides long. RefSeq lists its product as uncharacterized. The record is from RefSeq and is a predicted model, not a curated record. Lineage: Eukaryota; Metazoa; Mollusca; Bivalvia; Pectinida; Pectinidae. The transcript is spliced from 10 exons. The coding region runs from base 345 to 2420 and encodes 691 amino acids. Gene Ontology annotation, molecular function: NAD+ binding.
AUACACAAGAUCUAUCCCCACAGACGGGGAGCUGUCGGCCCAUUGCAUGGUCCUGGGGCUUUCUCUAGUAUGCUGUGGUAGUGUACUGAGUGACCCUAAUUAUACCAUGAUAGUACAAAAUGUACAGGCGAAUUAAGGAGAAGUUUAUUGUUUCACUAGCUGUGAUGUACCUUGAGUACUCAUCUAUUAUGUAAAAGGCUAAAUAAGUGAAAGUUCCGCACUCCCUGGAGCGCCCACCCUCCGCUAGUACAGCCACAGGUGGUCACAGGACCCAGAUCCGGGCAUUCCAGUCCAACUCCAGUCCUGUGUACAAGACCCAGUCAGAUAGCAACAUCUCAGACAGGAUGAAGGGUCUGUCACUCAAGGACAGGGUCAACAACAAGAGUCCACAGAAAGCUGGGCGGUCCUUCAUGAGUACUCUCGGGGGAGCGGGGAACGUUCACGUCAAGGCCCUCAAUGACGUGGCCAAUCUGCUGAAGAAUGAUGCCUGUAAGAAUGUGGUCGUAGUGGCCGGGGCCGGCAUCAGUACACCGAGUGGCAUCCCAGAUUUCAGGACUCCAGGCACAGGUCUAUAUGACAACCUGAAGCAGUAUAGGAUACCCUACCCAGAGGCCAUCUUUGAUAUUGAUUACUUCCAUCACAACCCAAAGCCAUUUUUCACAUUGGCUAAGGAGCUGUACCCAUCAGGGAAAUACCGCCCAAACUACAUCCACUACUUUGUCAGGCUGCUACACGACAAGGGCAUGCUACUCCGAAUGUACACCCAGAACAUUGACGGACUAGAGCGAUUGGCGGGAUUGCCGGCAGAUAAACUUGUGGAGGCGCAUGGGACUUUUGCCUCGGCAACCUGCACAAUUUGUGGUUAUUUACAUGAAGGGUCGAUGGUCAAGGAUCCUGUGUUCCAGGACAGGCUUCCUUUGUGUAAGAGACGGGGCUGUCCGGGAAUUGUGAAACCAGAUAUUGUGUUCUUUGGCGAGGAUUUACCACAACGAUUUUACUUCUACCUAAAGGAUAUGUUACAGGCCGAUCUAGUCAUUAUCAUGGGGACCUCUCUAGGGGUGCAGCCAUUUGCUGGUAUUGUGGAUACAGUUAGAUGGACAACCCCAAGAGUUCUGUUCAACAUGGAGGCUGUGGGGCCGUUCAGGAAUAGUAAACGUUCUAAGGAUGUAUUCGCUGAAGGUGACCUGAUCAAGAAUAUGCAGAACUUCACAGAGAUGGUGGGCUGGAAAACUGAUAUAGAAGACCUCAUCAUUAAGUCUGAGGGAGUUCUCAAAAUCUGUGACCAGGAGUAUUUGAAAAAUACUGCAAAGCGGAUGAUGGAAUUCAGGAGAAAAAAGCCACCAGCUCCAGUAAGAAACACGUUUUUCCGAGCAAGAGCUAUGGACUCUGAUUCAUCAUCGGAGACCGAAUCGGAUGACUCUAGUGAUUCUUCCUCGGACGAUGACCUCCCUCGUCGCAGAAGAAACAAAAACAUGGCAUGGAAUCGGACACGAAAACCAACAGAUUAUGGUAAAAAUGGCAUAUCUAACAGUAUUCAUAGCAAUGGAGCACGUCGUAACGGUGUUCCUGUUGACUUGAGAACUAAGAUAAAUAAUAACAACAAUAAUGAAGGAUCAAGAAACUACAGCACAGCAUCUGCCCCAAAUUCCACGAGAAUAGACAAAAACGUGGCUAACGGUGUCACGAACAGUAAGGUGCCAGCCAUUAUGAUGCGGAAAAAGGCUGGUACACCAACUGGCACAAGUUCAAAUCCCGGUAUAAAGUUAGAGAGUGAAACAGGAUCUGUUCCAAAUAGUACUGCAGGAGUCUCCAAGAAAAUGCAGGCCAGAAUUCGUAGGAAUACAACAAACAAAUUAUUUGGUACAAAAACUCCAACUGGCACAAGUUCUGGUUCAAAAACGCCAACAAAUUCAGGUUCAAAAACACCUGUCCAUUCCAAUAACAAUAAGGACAAGCGGCUACGACCUUUGACAGGUAGAGGUAAAUUUUCUCCAAAGCCUGGCGCAGAAAACAAUAACAAACUGACCAGUGAAAACACGAAGAGUGUCAAACAGGAAAAUUCUGAUGUAGAAGCAAAAGAAAACAAAGCGAUAGUGAAUGAUGGUAAGCCUCCUCGACCCAAAAAACCUCCAGUCACCAAGGAACUCAACUCUCUAAAUGCAAAGCCUUAUGGGUUUGCAACUCCACGGAAGCUUCCUGCUCGACCCACUGUGGCUUCCAAUGUUAUCGGGGGGCCAAAGCCUCAACCACCAAAUUUUUAUCAGGACAUUUUAUUAGGAAAGACAGAUACUCCCAAAAUAUCUUAUCGGCAUCGGUUACAGCCGUCUAAUACAUACGAUGCCCGUAUAUUCUCUUACAGAGGGGUGAUUUCAUCCUCCUCGGAGGCAGAAUCUGACAGUGACUCUUCAGACUCAAGGUGACACACCAGUAUUUAGUGGAUUGAAUUAAAAACUGACAAUUUCACAAGAGGAAUUAUAUAAUCCCUCACUCUCCCCUUCCCUCAUUGAAUGUUUUGUGCAUCAUGCAAAAAACAUAAGUAAAAGUUGUUCUGGUGUGAAGUUAACAUAGAUUCAAUAGCGAUGCCGCUUUAUGUUAAAUGUGACAGAAAUGUAUGUGCAGCAAUUUAAAGAGUGCUUCCUGACAAUGUAUGUUUUACCUCUACAGAACGCAUGUCUGAUAAUAAGCCAACCCAUGUGCUCUCAUUUUACAGAGGUUCUUUUGUUCAUGAAGAGUUAACCUUUGUGUGUUAUGAGCCCAGCACAAAUUUUACAACCUUUGUAAGGAUUAGGCCAUUUUGAGCUUAAAAUUGGUAAAAGUGUGACAAUAUAUUUACCUGAACUGCACAGGUAAAGACGACUAAACUUAUACAUGUUAUAUCGAUGGAUGUAUCGGAGAUCAGAACCAAACAGAAAUUAUCUGGUACUGAUGCUGACAUUUGUACGGGUACAAGUGUGAACAUAUAUAUACAGCUUUCAUGUCCUUUAGACAUUAUCUAGACAUCAUCUUAUCAUCAUCUAGUCAUAAUGUAGUGUUGGGGCAAAUGUUUGGCGAAGAUCACGUUCUUUUGAUUGUUUAUCUGUUUUUCUUAUGUUUUAGUAAGAUACCAAAUGUUGUACAAUUUCAAAAGGAAUCAUUCCUUAUUAAGAGUCUCAACCGUAUUUUGAAAAUGACAUUGUGUAUCAUUUAAACUGAAUGCUGCUUAAUCCAGUAACCUGUAUAAUCUGGACAUUCAAAUAAGAUUUAAUGCAUUGCUUUAGUAAUUGAAUCUGUGGAUCCAAAAACCUGUCUAUUAUGAACAGAUAUGUCGCUGUACUAUUUGGUUAUUUAAGAUGUAUAUAUGACAACUGAACUGGUUUUCUCCCAUCACUACAAUCUAGUAGACGUAGAUUGUGCGAUGUUAAAACACUGUCAGGCUGGGCUGGUUCUAAGUUUACUGUAUGGACAGCUUAGUCCUCUGUCCAUCACUCAGCCUGGUGAAGGAGUUGGGUGAUAUUUCUCUGAAAAUUAAAAGCUCAUUGUCAGUAUUAACUGAUCAUGUGACAGGUUUAGUUUCAUGUCAGCAUUGGUUUAAAGGUGUCUAGAUUGUAAGAUUGUCUUGAUCCUCAAUAUUUUGUUUUAAAAAUGUAGCCAUUGAAAGCUAAAUGAUACAUUACUAUUUUUACUAUAAUAUUCUUGAGCAUUUACCAUAUGUAUAAUAACCAUCACAUUGUUAUAACUACACCGAGUUUACAGUAAGUAUGUAUGACUGUUAAAAUCAUGUAGAAAUAUUGUUACUAUGUUGAUAGAUUUUAUCGUUGUUGUUUAUAUAUUUGAUGCCUCUGUGAUGUUUUAUCCGCCUUCCCUCCCUUUGUGCCAUUAUGUAAACAUAUCUGAUCAGAACUCGACUGCUACAUACUACCGUAACUUCUACCUACUGCUGUCAUGAUUGGUAUACUCCCCAAGGUUCACAUCCUAAUGAUUUGGAACACAAAGCUUCUGAUUGGUUCAAGCCACCAAAAUGUGAAACCUUAUCUGGAGAAUCCACAUCAUGAUUGGUAUACUCCCCAAGGUUCACAUCCUAAUGAUUUGGAACACAAAGCUUCUGAUUGGUUCAAGCCACCAAAAUGUGAAACCUUAUCUGGAGAAUCCACAUCAUGAUUGAAGCAUGUGUUUUAUAUUUUGCUUUGUUAAGUAGAAUAAAGCAUUAGAUAAUUUUUAAUUGUACAAACUUUUAUAGAAAGAAUUGAUCAUUAUAGACAAGUUAACUGCUAGGUAAGUGCAUUUAUAUGACCUUUGUGUACAGGUUAAAUAUAAUGUGAUGUAUACCAAGGCUAGUCUAAGGGUACAUGCAAGACAAUGACAGAAUGUGUAUGAAGUCCCUUUAACUCAUUCACCCCUAAAAUUUCGUAAUGGACUAUUCCAACCUUUGAAUUGGAAGAGUUCAAGUGUGUCUUCAUGGGUGAAUGAGUUAAGUGUGCAUUUAUAUAUAAAUUAGUGACCUCCAUUAGACAUUCAGCUAAACUUCCUGUUACUGUAUCGGCCAUAAUCUAUGUCUACCAUGAGUAUUUUAAGAACUGAUUUAUGUUGUUUUAUAACCCUUUCAUCCCUAUGUAACUUUAGUAGACUCUACUAUGCAUUAAUCUGGUAAAGUCCUUUAUGGUCUACAGUGGUGAAAGGGUUAAGUGUAGUAGUUUUUUUUACAAUUUUCUGUCAAAACAUAUAUUUAUGUUCCUUCAUUAUUUUGUUUUACAAAAUAUUGAAAAGUACUGUAACUCUUGGGUUAAAGCUCUGCCAGGCUUGAUCAAAAUCAAAUAUUAAAGUUCUGAUACAUGUAAUUAUACUUCUGUUCUUCAAAUUGCAUUUAUAAACAAUGCUCUGUAUAUUUUUCAGGAUUUGACAUUUCUUGCUACUUAGACUGUCAUCGACUGUGAUACCUUUAUAUGUGAUAAGUUACCAAGUUGUAAAAAGAUACUUCACUAUACUGGACCUCAUAAACACCCUAUUAAACUACCAGGUGAUUGAGUAUGGACCACCCAUGUAGGUACCGCUACAUAAUGACAUGAUUGUAAACAAUAUCUACCGGUAUAUGGAUGUGUAUGGUAACUGUUUAUUGUAAAUAAAUAGAACAGGGUUUCAAGGAACCUGUAAGUAACUUAGAUGUGGAAAGUGUCAAAGGGGGACAGAUGUGGAAAGGGGGUACACAUCACAAUAACAAACCACAUGGGAGGCAGGGAGGGAGGGAGGGGUGCACAAUACAAUAACAAUAUUGUCACAAUGGGGAAAUACAACAUUGGUAUAAGGAUUAACACUCGUUGACCUUCUCACUUAAGAUAAAUAUAUAUAUACAUAUAAAAAUACACCCAUUAAGUUUAAACUUUGUUAAUUGUUAUUUUAAGUGCUCCUUGCCAGUGUGGUAAAAUUAUAGAAGAUACAUACGUGUAUGAUCAUAAAGCACACUGUCCAUUAACUCACUACUCCCAUUCAACAUUGAUCCAUCUUAAAAGAAUUGUUAACCACUAACAAGUACUGAAAUUAGUUUAAAUUUACAAUUUUUGGAAUUUCGGUGAUUUGGCUGGAUAUAAUGUCUGUCUUUCACAACCUCUGUUGCAAAACUGGUUCCAGGACUUCGGCAGGAGGCAACAGUACAGAAGUACCAGUCCUGUGAAACCAACCUUCUGGUCCUAAAAAUCAGAAGUACUAGUCCUGUGAAACCAACCUUCUGGUCCUAAAAAA